Molecule: messenger RNA, 3087 nt
Organism: Melopsittacus undulatus (budgerigar)
Lineage: Eukaryota; Metazoa; Chordata; Aves; Psittaciformes; Psittaculidae
Gene: KYAT3
Product: kynurenine aminotransferase 3
Exons: 14
Coding region: 38-1399 (453 amino acids)
Biological process (GO): biosynthetic process
Cellular component (GO): cytoplasm; mitochondrion
Molecular function (GO): L-kynurenine:2-oxoglutarate transaminase activity; pyridoxal phosphate binding
Source: RefSeq, a predicted model, not a curated record
UUGGCCCUCAGGGCGGCCGGUCAUUUAUUAUGCAGGCAUGCUUCUUGCUUCACGAAGCUUCUGUUGCCUUGGCAUUAGAACAUAUCAACUCCAAACAGAUUUGUUUUCCAGAUCCAUCAAACUUUCAGCCUCUGCAACAAUGGCCUUCAGACACAAAAACACAAGACGAAUUGAAGGCCUUGAUAGCAAUGUGUGGGUUGAAUUUACAAAGGUGGCAGCAGAUCCCUCAAUUGUUAAUCUUGGUCAAGGCCUUCCUGAUAUAUCCCCUCCCAACUAUGUUAAAGAAGAGCUGGCAAAAGCAUCAGCAGUUGACAGACUGAACCAGUACACACGAGGCUUUGGACAUCCAUCACUGGUGAAAGCCUUGUCUCAAGUGUAUGAGAGAGUUUGUGGCAGAAAGAUUGAUCCUCUCACAGAUAUCCUGGUGACCGUGGGAGCUUAUGGAUCUCUCUUUAGUGCAAUACAGGCAUUAAUUGAAGAGGGAGAUGAAGUAAUAAUAAUAGAGCCAUUUUAUGACUGUUACGAACCAAUGGUAAAGAUGGCAGGUGCAAAGCCUGUUUUUAUCCCUCUGAGAUAUAAAAAGAAUGGAAACUCUGCAUCUAGUGCUGAUUGGGUCUUAGAACCUGCUGAACUUGCAAAUAAAUUUAAUUCCAAAACAAAAGCAAUUAUUCUGAAUACCCCACACAACCCUAUAGGCAAGGUGUUUACCAGGGAAGAGCUCCAAGUAAUAGCUGAUCUUUGUAUUAAACAUGAUACCCUCUGCAUCAGUGAUGAAGUGUAUGAAUGGCUGGUGUAUAAAGGAAACCAACACAUUAAAAUAGCUACCUUGCCAGGUAUGUGGGAAAGAACAAUAACUAUAGGAAGUGCUGGAAAAACAUAUAGUGUAACUGGCUGGAAGCUUGGUUGGUCCAUUGGCCCUCAGAGCCUGAUUAAGCAUUUGCAGGUUGUUCACCAAAAUACGCUGUAUACUUGCCCAACUCCGUUACAGGAGGCUUUGGCACAAGCAUUUUGGAUUGACUAUAAACGCAUGGAUGACCCAGACUGCUAUUUUUACUCACUGUCUCGAGAGCUGGAAAGCAAGCGUGAUAGGAUGGCUCAGCUACUUCAAGAUGCUGGACUAAAGCCUGUUGUUCCAGAUGGAGGAUACUUUAUGAUUGUUGAUGUUUCUACAUUAAAUGUGGAUCUCUCUGAUGUAGAUGCGAAACAAGCUUAUGAUUAUAAAUUUGUCAAAUGGAUGAUAGCAUCUAAGAAGCUCUCAGCAAUUCCUCUUUCAGCAUUCUGUGGUCCUGAAACAAAAAGGCAGUUUGAAAAAUACAUACGGUUUUGCUUCAUUAAGAAAGACAGCACACUGGAUGCAGCUGAAGUGAUACUGAAGAACUGGAAUAAACAGACAGCCUGAUUUUUCUCACUAACUCUUCCAUCUGGUGUAAUUGUCUGAUAGUAGGGGUUUUAUUACAAAUUUGAGAACAAAUUACUUAAUACAGCACAGAAUUAUUGACAUUGUAAAUAACUUUGUGCUGCCACCUGCUGAGGAGUUAAUGAUUUACUGAAAUGUGUGAUGCAGCCAGACGUUAUUUUCAGUCUUUUCAAAAGAAUUUGCCUUUUUUUCCUGAAAAGAAAAUCUAUGCAAAUAACUUUUCCUACAAAUUCUUGUCUUCUGAUAAAACUCGGUGUAAAAUAAAUAGAUGCUACAGGUAUUUUAAAACUGAAGAGAAAAAAAGUGGGAGGUGUUUUUCGUGUGAGAUAGUAUAGGAAGUAGGAUUGAGACUUAAAAAUAGUAGUUAGUGAAACCCAAUAGCUUGCAGUGGACAAAAAUGAAGAUAUGCCUCAUAUUCGAUAAUUACACUGAGUUUCUACAUACUCACCUACCUACCUUGUCCAUGCACAAAUUGCCUCAGUUUAAAUAAAGUGGCUUAAGUCAGUUCAGUGUUUACACUAUAAGCAAGAUUGGAAAGUGCUAAAUUGCAUAAUUACUAUUUCAUUUUCCCAGAAUCGUGUGUGCUGUUCCGAAAGUAAUCAGUCCUUAAUGAAUUUAUACAAGUGGCAUCCAGAACAGGAAUUCUAUUCACAGAUGUCUGCCUAUUUGUUUAAUUAUAACAUGGAUAAAUCUACAAAGCAUAAUAGGAGAUUUUCAUCAUCCUUUUUUUCACAACAUUGGUGACUUCACACCAAACUUAUAUAAAACUCUAUAGAUCUAGGGGGACCAUGAAGAUAGGCUGUAGUAUGGAACUCAGCUAUUUUUUUUUCACCCUCAGUUGAUAAAGAACUGUUUCAAGAGAGAUCAAUAUGGAGAAUUCCUUUCUAGUUGCAUCCUUUUCCAGUUCUCUCUGUGAUCUUUUAAUGUGUGGGAGCAGAAGCAAUCCAGGGAGGUAACCUUUUAAGGUUGCUUGCAUUGUUCUCUGUGUGAUUUCUAUUUUCUUCCCACAGGCCCUACUGUGGAAAGCCUCAACAAAUUCAGUAACUAGUUCUGCAAAUAUUUGACUCAUUCUGUAAUCGCACAGCUGGAAUCUUAACUGAAUUCCAUCAGACUGUGACCAUGGCCUAAAAAAAAGUAUAGAAACUGGAUUGUGAAUAAAGCUGCCGGGCUUUUUCAAUAGUGCUUCUUGCUCUUGGGCUUUUGUGAGUCCAGUAGCUUGGAAUUCUGUAGUUUUGUAGCUGUCUUACACUGCCGUUCCCCAAAUGUCACCAGAGGAUGAUUGGCUGGUAUUGUUAAGGUUGUGUGUACUCUUUAUGUAAAAGAAUCAUCAAUUUAGUAAUUAAAAUAACUGAGAUUUCAGCAUGAAUUUCAUGUGGAAAUUCUUACAUUAAAUUCCUGGAGGAACUAUUUAUUUUUUAAGAUAAUAAAUUUCUGUGAAAUCUGAACUCUAUUUUACAAUCCAUUUCUGUUAGUUGCACUGAAGAGCUGUCCUGUUGCAGGAACCAAGAGGACAGUGCAAUAGUAUUGAGCUGCAGGAGAAUAUGGAAAAGGAAAAUGCUGCUUUAGUUGAGAAGUAAUUAUGAAAGUAAACCAUUUUUUCCAGCAUAAGACCACAGGCUGCUAUGAACUGUUUGUAUGAUUCUGCAAAUAAAAAAAUUCUAAUUUCUUAA